UAUAAAAGCCAUCGUCUCCGUUUGCGAACCCUAGCCGCGUCUCUGCUCGCUCCCUCUGUUGCCGCCCGGAUCUUCUGCAAUGGUUUUUGUCAAGUCUCAGAAGUCCAAGGCCUACUUCAAGAGGUUCCAAGUCAAAUACAAGAGAAGGCGAGAUGGAAAGACUGAUUAUCGGGCAAGAAUUAGGCUCAUCAAUCAAGACAAAAACAAAUACAACACACCCAAGUAUCGGUUUGUUGUCAGAUUCACAAACAAGGAUAUUGUGGCCCAGAUUUUAUCUGCCAGCAUUUCUGGCGAUUUGGUCCUUGCAUCAGCCUAUUCUCAUGAGCUGCCACACUAUGGACUUGAAGUUGGUCUCACAAACUAUGCUGCAGCAUACUGCACUGGCCUUCUCUUGGCCCGACGUGUUCUAAAGACCCUUGAGAUGGAUGCUGAGUAUGAAGGCAAUGUUGUGGCUACUGGUGAGGAUUUUUCUGUUGAGCCAACUGAGAGCAGAAGACCAUUCCGUGCUCUUCUUGAUGUUGGUUUAAUUAGGACAACUACUGGAAAUCGUGUUUUUGGUGCCUUGAAGGGAGCUUUGGAUGGUGGUUUGGAUAUUCCACACAGUGAGAAGAGGUUUGCUGGUUUCUCCAAGGACAACAAGCAGCUUGAUGCUGAGGUCCAUCGCAAAUACAUCUAUGGUGGCCAUGUUGCUGCAUAUAUGAGGACUUUGAUGGAGGAUGAACCAGAAAAGUAUCAGACUCAUUUCAGUGAAUAUAUCAAGAAGGGAAUUGAAGCUGAUAAUAUCGAAGAGGUUUACAAGAAAGUGCAUGCAGCCAUCCGAGCCGAUCCUACAAUGAAGAAGUCUUCAAAGCCCCAACCCUCAGAACACAAGAGGUGGAACCUCAAGAAGCUUACAUAUGAGGAAAGGAAGAACAAAUUGAUCGAGAGACUCAAUGCCUUCAACUCAGCUGCACAUGCUGAUGAUGACGAUGAAGAGUGAUCAAGAGAUCUGUUUCCUUUACCUUGUUUUUUACCUAAGCCUGCAGUGUCAUUGAGUUAUAAUAUCACCUAGUACACCUUGAAGUUAGAAACAAAUUUUCUUCACUAGAACAUGGAUUACUCUAUUUGGUGGUUUUCUUGUUUGGUGAUGGAAGCUAGAAGUUUUGACGGCUAUUUAUCAAAUUUCAUGUCUCAAGUCCAGUUUUGAA
Messenger RNA from Argentina anserina (silverweed cinquefoil), 1187 nucleotides. Its product is annotated as 60S ribosomal protein L5. Gene Ontology annotation, molecular function: 5S rRNA binding; structural constituent of ribosome. Gene Ontology annotation, biological process: translation; ribosomal large subunit assembly. The record is from RefSeq and is a predicted model, not a curated record. The transcript is spliced from 9 exons. Lineage: Eukaryota; Viridiplantae; Streptophyta; Magnoliopsida; Rosales; Rosaceae. The coding region runs from base 80 to 979 and encodes 299 amino acids. Gene Ontology annotation, cellular component: ribosome; cytosolic large ribosomal subunit.